AUGGAUCAGACGGGUUCUCCCUUGUUUAUUGCCCAGGAGACUCUCUGCUUUUAUCCAAUCAGUACAAUAUACAACUCAUGUCCACGAUAUCUCUUCUAUGCACUUCUGCUGGCAAUCUGUGUCACUCGAUGGACAGGAUGGGUUAUGAAUGCAUUCUUAGGAACUGCAGCUGCAUACGCAGGAACUGCGGCAAUUCAAACCUUUAUCAUGGUUUCUAGUUACCAAACGCCCCAAGACCCUGGACCUGUCACUAUUCCGUACCUGCCAGCUAACUCCAGCCUGCGAAACGAAUUUCCUUCUUUGGUCACCGAAACAGACCAAGUUAUUGUCUCGCCCGCAUCACUUGAGCUUGACUCGGAUGCUGUUCUUGCCAUCGUUGUCACUGGCUAUCUCGUCUUUCUGCCCCUCCAAUGCUGGUCCCGCAUCCUAACCCACGAUCGGGCACGAAACCUUCUAUUUUAUCUUUGGCACGCCCUCAUGUUAGCUGGCUCUAUAUGUGCCCUAGUCUAUGCCGCAAAAAUACCUAAAAAAAACCCCCAGUACAUGUUUUGCUUCCCUGAUCUCCCGCCUUUCAACGACACAUCAAAUGAUGGCUGGCAAGCCUCAUGGAGAACAUCUACAUGGAACGACAGUGUGUGGGAUACAUUUUCGAACAUAUCGCGGUGGAAUCAGCUAGGAGAUAUUUGCUUCAACCCUUGUUUCAAUUCAACACAAAUUCUACGAAAGCCAGAAUCAUUGCAUUCAGCUACCGCAGACGGAGACUUUGAAGUCGCUGGCGCCCAAAGCUUCUUGAAUAAGGUCCUUUACUCACAUCGAUACAUCUACAGUCUCAUCAUUCUCUGUCUAAUCCUAAAUUGCAUUCUUUUGACGUACCGAUUCCUACCUUACCGAUCACGGAUCCCAUCAGCGCAGAUCGUGGUCAUCUGGAAAGAACGAAAGACUAUUUGGAAAAGCUUCAAAGACGAAAUUUAUGGUACCCUGAAGCCACCAAGCAACCUGGAUGACAAUGAGGAUGACCCAGAACCAACAAACAAAAAGACCUCUGUCUGGCGCCGAAUGCGACACAUAUUCAGCCGGCGGUUCCUGAAGUCUUUUCUCCAUGUGCUUGUUGACGCCGCGAUUCUUUUUGGAAUACUCUUCAGCAUGAUAGUCAGUCCAUUCACCAUUGUUGCCUUUGUUGUUUGGAUAGAGAUCCAAAUCUCCAAUGACGGACCGUCAGAGGAGACUCCGAGCCAGGUUGGUCAGUGGGCGUAUCCUACGUCUCUAGCAUUUCUUGUGAUUUCAGCUGCGAUUUUGAAGCUCAAAUAUCGACUCGCUUCAUCGGUUGAGUUAGAACGUGAGAUUUCCGCGUUGAAACAACACCUGGGGGACUUGGAGAAAAUGAAGGAGGCCCGAUCGGGGUCUGAGUCUAUGACAGGUCAAACCAAGGAAAGCUAG
Messenger RNA from Penicillium samsonianum, 1437 nucleotides. RefSeq lists its product as uncharacterized. The transcript has a single exon. The coding region runs from base 1 to 1437 and encodes 478 amino acids. NCBI's taxonomy places the organism in Eukaryota, Fungi, Ascomycota, Eurotiomycetes, Eurotiales, Aspergillaceae. The record is from RefSeq and is a predicted model, not a curated record.